AAUCCCCUUCGAGAUCACCCUCUGGAUCCUCUUGGCUUCCUUAGCCAAGAUCGGUUUUCAUCUCUACCACAAAUUGCCCCAGAUAGUUCCAGAAAGUUGUCUCCUUAUUGUGAUCGGACUGAUUUUAGGUGGAAUUAUAUUUGGGGUACAGGAAAAAUCUCCACCAGUGAUGAAGAGUGAUGUUUUUUUCUUAUAUCUUCUUCCUCCAAUUGUCCUCGAUGCUGGUUAUUUUAUGCCAACACGCCUCUUCUUUGAGAACUUUGGAACCAUUUUUUGGUAUGCUGUUGUGGGCACACUCUGGAAUUCUUUUGGCAUUGGCAUUUCUCUCUUUGCCAUUUGCCAGGUUGAGGCCUUUGGUCUGAGUGACAUCACUCUACUGCAGAGCCUGCUUUUUGGGAGUUUGAUUUCAGCCGUGGAUCCUGUGGCUGUGUUGGCUGUCUUUGAAAAUAUUCAUGUCAACGAGCAGCUGUACAUCUUAGUUUUUGGGGAAUCUCUCUUGAAUGAUGCUGUAACUGUGGUAAGUGACAUACUCACGAAUGCUCACAGACAAAACAUUUGCACUUCUAUAUGCAAUAAAAUCAGGCAAAAUUUUGAAAUCUACAUUUCUGCUGUUAUUACUAGCCAAAUUCAGGCAACCCGUCAUAAAAAUAUCUAUAUAAUUUUACAACUGAAGAUUACAGCAUGUGCUAUGACCAUGAAUAAAUACGUGGAGGAGAAUGUUUCUCAGAAGUCCUAUACUACUAUAAAAUAUUUCAUGAAAAUGCUGAGCAGUGUCAGUGAAACUCUUAUCUUUAUUUUCAUGGUAGUAUCUACAGUAGGAAAAAACCAUGACUGGAACUGGGCCUUUGUUUGUUUCACUCUGCUAUUUUGUUUGAUUUGGCGUUUAUUAGGAGUUUUUGCAUUGACUCAGGUAAUAAAUAUAUUUCGGACAAUUCCUAUAACAUUUAAAGACCAGUUCAUUAUCGCCUAUGGAGGCCUCCGAGGAGCUAUAUGUUUUUCUCUAGUCUUCCUGCUCCCUUCUUCUGUAUUUCCUAGAAAGAAGCUUUUCAUUACCGCUGCUAUCGUAGUGAUAUUCUUUACUGUGUUCAUUCAGGGAAUGACAAUUCGCCCACUGGUGGAGUUUCUUCAUGUCAAAAGAUCAAAUAAGAAGCAACCAGCAGUCAGUGAAGAAAUCUACUGCCGGUUCUUUGAUCACAUCAAGGCUGGUAUUGAAGAUGUGUGUGGACACUGGGGUCACAACUUUUGGAGAGAUAAGUUUAUAAAAUUUGAUAAGAAGUAUCUAAGAAGACUUUUAAUCAAGGAAAAACAACCACAAUCAAGUAUUGUUGCCCUGUACAAGAAAUUGGAAAUAAAAAAUGCCAUUGAAAUGGCAGAGAAUGGGAUGUUAAGCACAGUUCCAUCUCUAGCUUCUCUCAGUGAGCCUCAAGAAGGAGAAAAAAAACAUGAACCUUAUUCUGGCCAAAUGGAUAACAUAAGAGAGAUUUUAACAAAGAAUCUGUAUCAGAUACGGCAAAGAACUCCAUCAUAUAAUAGAUACAGUCUCGCUGAAGAUGCAAAUGAAAAACAGGCCAAAGAAAUUUUGAUUCGUCGCCGACAUAGCCUAAGGGAGAGCAUUAGGAAGAGCAACAGUUUGUCAAGAACAGUGCACAUGAAAUCACCACGUUUCUUAUCACUACCUAAAAAUACUAAACUUGCAGAGAAAACACGGAAAAGAAAUCAACCUUCCUUUAAAGUAAGUGACAGCAGUGAUUCUGAAUCUGACCAUACCAUGGUGCUGAAUUUAAAAUCCCAAGCGGGAAACAUUUUGAGAGAUCAAAGACUUCGUCAGCAACAAUGCAGAAUUGAGUGGAAGAAUGAAACGGGCAGAGACAAUGGUGGUACAGCGAGCUACCCUCAAGGAACAUCAAGAUGCUUCCGGCAACCACUGUUGCCAAGGCCAGCAUUUGGCAUAGUGAAUGAAGAAUCAACUGAAGAUGACAGAUCAGUCAAGCCCCUGCCACCACCUCGAUUAGCCCGGCAGGCAUCAAAAGCUGAAAGGCCAAGAGAUAAAUCUGAGAAUAACCAUAGCAAUAAUUAUUAAACAGAUAUAGUACUAAUACCCAAACAAUACAUAUAGUAGACUACUAGCGUGAUGUAAAUGGCACUAGGGCAAUUGGAUUCAAAACCUGGCCCUAUACUUGUGCAGGGUGGUUAGGAAGGAAAGAAAAUCUAGACAGAAAUCAAGUAGGAAGAAAUUCUUAACUGCUCUAGGACCAAAUAAUGUAAAUUAUACAAUGAAGACAACUUUGAUCAAUUAUUAUAUAUUGUAUGCCUGACAUGUGAGUUACUAUCUUCAAGGGAAAGGCUACCGGAUCUGAAUUGUAAAAAUCCAGACCAUCACAAGAGGGUAGCCCUAAACAAAGCCAGAUUUUAAUUAGGAAUUGCACUAAAAAUUUCCCAUCCUGUUAAAAUAUAUCCAAUGUACCAACAUACAGUUAGGGGCUACUUUAAAGAUUCCUUAAGAACAAACAAGGUUAUCUUGAUUUGUAGAUACAAUCUUUGUACAUGUACUCUGUAGGUUCAAAGAACUUACUUUUAGGUAAACAGGAAUAAAUUUUGCACAUUAUUAAAACUGCAUACUUGAACCACAAAGCCAAUGACAGCAGUUGUCAACUUUUUUUUUUGACAAUCUUUUACUCCCUACAUUCACUCAUCUGCUUUGCUAUUUCUUAUGAAUCACAGAUCUGUUCACGGAUAUUCAUAGGAGCUUGUAUGGAGGUUCCAUCCCUAUUUGUAUGUCCAUAUGCAACGUGAUCUGUACAAAUGGGGCAGGGGGACUUGGAUCACAAUAGCACAAUGCUGCUUUCAUCAUUUUGCUCCUCUUCCUCCCCCUCCACAUAUAUCUAGAAGGUACAAUCCUCUGUAAACCAUUGCUUACUGUUUCUGUCUAUAUUAUUUGUUAAUAAUGCAUAGAUUAUUCUGUUCAGCAACUCAUGUAAUAUUCAGGCUGCCUUCAAAGUCCAAAUUCUAAUAUUCUGUAGAAAUGUAAAUAGCACAACAACUUGUUUUAAUCAUCAUGCUUUUAACUAAGUUAAUGGUCUUAAGUUUAUUUAUUUAUUUAAACAUAUUGAAGUUAUUUUAAAAUUAUGUGUCCCUAGAUAGAAUUUUUUAAAAAGCAGCAAUAUAAUUAAAAGAAUCUUUGCUUUUAAGACAAACAGGAGUGCCUUUAAAAGUCUUGCUGUAAUACUCUCUUAAUAUGCACUGUUACUAAUGAUCUCUUUUCUUUGAAAAGUUUUCCAUUUGAAGAAAAAAAUGAAUGAAAUGCACUUAUUGUAUAUACAUUUAAUUACAAACCAGAAGAUUAUUAUUAGCUUUAUUGAUUAGCCUGUAGGCCAUAUCAACACAAAUCAAAAGUGUGUUCAGCUAUUGGUGCUGAUAAAAUGCUCUUCUUGAUAGAACACUAGAAAUAUAGACUUAAAUUAAUCAGUAUUUGCUUUACAAAUGAAAUUGUCCUACAGAGAGUAAAAAAAUGCAAUGGAGUUCCAGAAUAUGUGAUGGUGAUAAAUAAUACUUUUGACUUAGGCUGCCUAAGCAUAGUAACAAUAUUGUGGUGCACUGUU
Molecule: messenger RNA, 3599 nt
Organism: Notechis scutatus (mainland tiger snake)
Lineage: Eukaryota; Metazoa; Chordata; Lepidosauria; Squamata; Elapidae
Source: RefSeq, a predicted model, not a curated record